CUAGCAGGUUUUAAAAACUCUAGCCUAAAACAGGAACCUAUUUUGUUUAAACUUUGAUUUCUUGGCCUUUUAUGCUGUACAACUACACCAACAAUGAAAUGGCCUACUUAGAGACAUUGAGCAGCAUGGAGCAGAAAGGUGUUCAGUAUGCUUGCACUAAAUGCAUGCAAUGGUUUGACUUUGACGAUCUCUCAGCAGACGUUCAAAUGUGCAAGGUUUGUACUGACACCCUAGCUUCUACAAGUUCAAAAACAUCUGUAACGGUAAAAAAAGAAAAAGUUUCAAAAUCGACGCGACCUGAAAAUUGCAGAUACUGCCAAACCUAUAUCAAGGUUAAAGUUCCAGGGGAGAAAAGAAUUUGUGAGAGAUGUUUCAAGAAUAGAAAAGAAUAUGGAGAGCCAAAGAUCUGCAUGUUCUGUACACUGAACUCUGCUUUCAUUGGAUCAAAAUGCCAACGCUGUGCCAGCAGUAAGAAGAAAUAUGGAAUGCCAGUCAAUUGUCAGAAAUGUAAUUUGAAAGCAGCAUUCGAUCACAAAAAAGCUCAUAUUGAUGGACUUCUAUUAUGUUGGAAAUGUUACGUUUCAAUGCAGAGAUACCAGAAACGUGAAAAAAGAAAAGGAGAAGAAAAUCCUGGCGAGAAUGAUGAAGAAAAUGAAACAAAGAAAUCUCGCUUGUCUAAGCCUGAGACUUCCGGUAAAGAAACUGCACCACCAAGUGAUGAUGAAAACGAACGUACAUGGAGAGAAUUAUUAGGAGAGGACCACUGUUUAAAAUCCGGAAAAAAAUCUGAAAACUUAAAGUUAAAGUCUCACAACGAGAAAAAACACGAACUUCGAAAGCAGGCGCAAAUUAACAGCAGAAACUUAAAUAAACAUCAUUCCAGCUCUUCUUUGGAUGAUCGGAUACAAAAGAUGGAGAAGAGAGGAACUCCUCCAGUUAGUGUCUCUUCUCCGAGGAGGAAUGAGGAGAAACCAGGGAGCAACACCAGCACUCCAAGACAAGGGGUGACAGCGGAAAUUAGAUCAAACUCCGGCACUCCAAACACACCAACUCCAUCCAGUCAUAAACCAUAUGAUCGAUUAAGAAAUGGAGCUAUGGACCUCAGUACAGCUUUACCUCAGAUGAAUGAUAAUAUUGUUCUUGUUACAAAGCUACAUGAGGAAAUAAAUAGUUUGAAAAAAAAUAUCGCUAAGAAGGAUCAAGUUAUGUUGGAGAAAGAUAAACAGAUAUCUAUGUUGAAAGUGGAACAUUUACGUUUGGAACGCUCUUUACAAACUAAACUCAAAACCCAAGAAGAAGAAUUUUUCCGGAAAAUGGAAGCUAUGGGAAUCAAAAACCAGGAGCUUAUUAAAAAAGUUGCACAAUUGUCAAAGAAGAAGUCAUAACAGCUAAGUGACAAUUGCCAUGCCAAGUUUACACUCCUCAAAUCAGGUUUUGAUAUCGUACUCAUUGGGAUGUACUUUUCUAAAGCCAUGCCCUUUGGUUGACUUUAUUUUUAAUAAUCCAAAGUAUAAAAAUUUACCUAAGUUUCUACUUUAUAAAUUGUCUCCAAAAUUAUAGAAAUUUCUUUGUUGUUUUAAUUACAGGGAGCAUUUGCAAAAGAUAUUUUAAUUAAAAAUACCAUUUUUGUGAUUUUAAACUAUGCUGCCUGGAUCAAUGUAAAUAGAUUUUGCUAUUUUUAACAUAGAAGCACAAGUGAUGCAGUGUUAUGUUAAUGAAAACACUUUGCACUAUCUCCCCAAAAAUUGUUUUUUAAAAAGAAUCAUUUUCUCUCAGUUUCAAUUUUUUACUUUGAUAAUUAGAAUUCUUCUUUUUUCUUUUUCACCAUUGAAUUUUUUCGGUGUCAGCUUUUAUUUUGGCCAUGGAUGUUUUAAGACCUUUUUACUAACCCAUAUCCAUGCAACUAUAUAAUAACAGUAUACAUCAGACUUACAUGUAUUAGGAAUUGUGUAUGACACAAUAAAUCAGUUAUAAUAUCGUAAAGCGCCAUUUUAUGCAAAAAAAUUUUGAAUGAAAAUGCAGUGAACCACAUUUUUUUAUUGAUGGAUUUUUAAUACAACUUCGGUUAAAUAUUAAAAAAUCUUCAGCAUGUUUUUAAACUUGCUUUCUUUCAAUAAAAUCUGGUGAAUGCAUAAA
Molecule: messenger RNA, 2136 nt
Organism: Ciona intestinalis (vase tunicate)
Lineage: Eukaryota; Metazoa; Chordata; Ascidiacea; Phlebobranchia; Cionidae
Source: RefSeq, a predicted model, not a curated record